GGUGAGGUGCACUGUACCCUGAAGCGACUCUGUCUCAACACGCACAGACACACAUCCAAAAAGCACCGUGUCUCAAUGACUGGAUGCUGAGAGAGAGAGAGAGAGGGAGAGACAGGGAGCGAGAGAGAAGCGAAAAGUGAAACACUGAAGAUCAACGAGAGACUGUGCAGAGGACCACAAGCGUCUCCUUUCUGCUGCAGAUAGUGAAGAAGCCGUGCAGCUUCCCAGCUGAUCCAAACGCGCUCACCUGACUCGGGGACGGAGACGCAUAAAAACCCUUCCCUGUGGAAUACCCAACCUGUCGGUCAGCGGGAUUAGAGCGUCUGUGGAAUUAGCACUACUGGCGUUUUCUGUUGAUAUUAUGGAACAUCAAAAAGCCUAGUCCAGCUGGCCAGCAAGGUUCCAUUCAAGAUUCUGUCCUGGCGGAUUGUCUGUCGUUUGUGAGGGAUUGGAAACCCGUUUGCAUACUAAUCAGGUUGUGAAGGGGAUAUCCAGGGUGCACAUCCAGAGCAGCGGGGGUCCGAUGAGUGAGUUUUAGAACCCAGCCAUGCCGAUAACAAGUAAAGGGUCAAGAGGGAGGUCUUGGGUCAGUGAACCCUGUGUGCGCUCACGUCUUUGGCAUCAGAAGGUCUAUUUUUAUUUCUGUGUCAUCCUUGUUCUGGUCCAGACAACAACUGUUCUCGGUGCACUAGAACUCCAGCUGGAUGAAGAGCAACCGGCAGGGACCAUUGUUGGGGACAUCAGUGCUGGGUUACCGCCUGGUGAAACUGCAAGUCUUUAUUUCAUCUCGGACCACGAAGGCACAGGUGUCAGCCAUGACCUCAAUAUUGACGAGACCACAGGCAUCAUUACCACUGCACGCCGUCUGGAUCGUGAACAGAGGGACCACUAUAACUUCAUUGCUGUUACAAUGACCGGGGUCACUAUUGAAGUGUCAAUCACUGUCAACGACAUCAAUGACCACGCACCUGUGUUCCCAAAAAAGAGUGCUGUUCUUAAGAUCCCUGAGCACACAGCUGUGGGCACAAGGUUUUCUCUGGAGCCAGCGACCGAUGCAGACAAGGACCAGUUGACCACCCAAGGCUAUGCUAUUCGUGAGGGCAAUGUAGGCCAGACAUUCAAACUUGAGACCAAGAGAGGUGCUAACAAGGCGCUAUAUCUAGACCUGGUAGUCAAUGGACUGCUUGACAGGGAAAAACGCUCAUCGUACACCCUGGUAAUAGAGGCUUUUGAUGGGGGCUCACCUAGGAAGAUGGGAUCUAUGACCCUGGAGGUGACUGUGACUGACAUAAAUGACCACGCGCCAGUCUUCAAUCAAAGCAGAUACCACUCUAUUAUCUCUGAAAGUCUCCCACAGGGAAGCAGUAUCCUCCAGGUGUUUGCCACAGAUGAGGAUGAAGGUGAUAAUGGGCUGGUGCUUUAUGAAAUCAACCGACGUCAGAGUGACCCUGAACGCUACUUUGUCAUUGAUGUAAAGUCUGGGGUCAUCACUCUGAAUAAACCCCUGGACUAUGAGCUUAAGAGGGUUCAUGAACUGGUGGUCCAGGCCAGGGAUAAUGCCAGCCACCCUGAGGUGACCAAUGCAUUUGUGACUAUUCAUGUCCGUGACUACAAUGAUAAUCAGCCUACUAUGACCAUCAUCUUCCUCAGUGAGGAUGGUUCUCCAAGAAUCUCAGAAGGAGCCCAGCCCGGCCAAUAUGUAGCUCGGAUAUCUGUCACCGACCCAGAUUAUGGAGAGUACGCCAACGUCAAUGUGUCCCUUGAGGGUGGUGAUGGGAAGUUUGCUCUUACAACCAAGGACAGUAUCAUUUACCUUAUAUAUGUUGACCAGGUCUUGGACAGAGAAGAGCGGGAUUCAUAUGACCUGAGGGUGAUGGCCACAGAUUCUGGCACACCCCCGCUCAGAGCAGAGUCCUCUUUCACCAUCCAGGUGACUGAUGUCAAUGACAACCCCCCUCUGUUUGACCAGCAGGCGUACAGACAAACCAUUCCUGAGGUUGUGUAUCCUGGAUCCUUUGUUCUUCAGGUUACUGCCAGGGACAAGGACCAGGGCCCCAAUGGGGAUGUGCGAUAUAGCCUGCUAAAGGGCAAAAACUCUCACUCUGAUUGGUUUUCGAUCGAUCCAGUUACUGGGAUCAUUACCACAGCAACUGCUCUGGAUUUUGAAUCAGAGCCAGCGCCUAGUGUGACUGUGGUUGCGAUGGAUAGCGGACGCCCGCCGCUGUCAUCGACAGCGAAAGUGGACAUUGUGCUGCAGGAUGUUAAUGACAACACGCCGGUGUUCUCCAGCAACUUCUACAAUACCUCCAUCAAGGAAAACACCCCAGCGGGGACUUGCUUCUUAGAGGUAUCGGCCACAGAUGAGGACCGUGGUUCUUUUGGUACUAUAAGCUACAACCUGGGUUCAAGCUCUGGAAACACAUUGCCAACCCAGUUUACCAUCAACAAGGAGACUGGCCAACUUUGCACCAGCACAGCUCUGGACCGGGAUGAGGGACUGGACAAGUUUGACCUGACUGUCACAGCAAUAGAUGGAGGUGGUCUAAGUUCAGUAGCCCGUGUGAGGGUCACGGUGGUGGACAUCAAUGAUAACCGGCCCAUCUUCUAUCCAGUCCUGUACACGGUCAGUCUCAGUACCCAUAGUGCUCCAGGAACGUCUGUCGUCAAGGUAACAGCCAAUGACCCUGAUGUCGGAGAAAACGGAAGAGUAACCUACCGCACUGUACCUGGAGGAGGAUCUAGUUUCUUUACCCUUAAUAAGGACACAGGUGUGAUCUCUCUCUCCCGCUCACUCCAUGGCAAAGCCAACACGGUAAUCUCCAUGGUCAUAUCGGCUGAGGAUGGGGGCGGUCUUACAGCACCGGUAAAUGCCAGAGUGAACGUGAGCAUCGUGGGGGGCUCAGUGGCGUCUCCGGUGUUUGAACAGGCACAGUACUUCUUUACCGUGUCGGAGGAUGUUCUCAGGGGGACGGCAGUGGGCGUGGUUCGUGCUUCUGCCAAGACAGGUGGCUCUAAGGAUAUUUUCUACUCGAUUUCAUCUGGAGACCCUCAUGGCUACUUUACAGUGGACAGCGCCUCUGGUACCAUUCGCACAGCCCUUCCUCUGGACCACGAGACCUGCCCCAGUCUUGACCUGGAGAUCCAGGCACGAUUUGGCUCUCCUCCGGCAUAUGGAAUCAGCCGGGUACACAUAACCAUUGCAGACAUCAACGACAAUGCCCCUACCUUCCUGCCAUCCUCAUCAGAGUCCCUUCUUUUACCCGAGAUCACCAAAAUGGGGACGAUUAUCUACCGUAUUCAGGCCACCGACAAAGACUCCGGCCAUAACGGUCAGCUCAGCUUCGAUCUAGUCUCUGCUGGGGCUGCAGGCAGCAGUGGCCAGAGGACAUUUGGCGUUGACAGGGGCAGUGGGGAGGUACGUCUAAUUGGGAGUUUAUCAUAUGAAAGUGUCCCUCGCUAUGACCUUCAGGUGGCUGCCAAGGAUGGUGGAGCGCCUCAACUUAGCUCCACCUUCACCCUUGUGGUCCACAUCCAAGCACAAGACGCACAAGGCCCAAACUUUGAUACCCUUACGUACCGCGUGGAGCUACGUGAAAACACCCCUCUAAACACGCGUUUCCUUCAGGUCCGUGCACUUAACAGAGAAGCUUCUGGAAAUGGCUCUCUCUCCAUCCUUAAAUCCCUAGACCGUGAAGAGCAAGAAAUCUUCAAUCUCACUAUUGUAGCAGAAGAUCAUGGAAUACCGCAGCUUUCCACCUCUCAGGUGCUGUGCGUGCAGGUGAUUGACGUGAAUGACGAGGCUCCAGUGUUCCUGCGGGCAGAGUUCGAGGCACAGGUGAUGGAAAACCAAGGACCAGGAGCCUCAGUGUUGACAGUAACGGCCACUGACCGGGACCAAGGUUCUAAUGGACAAAUAACAUACGGAGGAGUAUCAGAGGAAGGCUUUAUAAUCAACCCUGUGACAGGAGCCAUCACCACCACAAAGGAACUGGACACAGAGCUACAGGAUCACUACACUCUUACAGUAUAUGCCAGGGAUGGAGGCCUCCCUCCUAACUUUGCCAAGACUGUAGUCCGAGUGGAGGUGCAGGACGUGAAUGACAACGCUCCAAUCUUUGCAAAGCCGUUUUAUGGACUUGAAGUGCCAGAGAACCAGGCUCCUGUAGAGCUUUGCAUCCUCAAGGCCACAGACCCUGACUCAGGUCCUGGUGGAGAGCUGGAGUACAGAAUUGCUGCUGGGGACCCUGAUGGAGAUUUUCAACUCCACGCCAGCACAGGAGCCCUGUCGACGUCUCGCGGGCUCGACAGGGAGACGCAUGCAAAGUACACUCUGGAGGUGGUGGCCACAGACCGAGGCAGCCCUGCUCUCAGUGCUACUGUCGCAGUGGAGGUCAACGUGCUGGACGUCAAUGACAACAACCCCGUCUUCAGCAAAAGUAGCUACUCGGUGGAAAUUUCAGAGGAUGCUACAGAGGGAGCACAGGUUCUUGAGGUUUCAGCCACCGAUGCUGAUGAAGACCUAAAUGGGAAGGUUCUGUAUUUCCUCAGUCAAGAGGCGCAUGGCGCAUUCAGUGUAGAUGAGCACAAUGGUCGCAUCACCACGUCAGCCCCUCUGGAUCGCGAAAAACUGGCGUCAUACAGCUUCCAGGUUUUUGCUGUUGACCUUUCACCAGCUGCACCUAGGAACUCAUCUGCUCAGGUGACGGUAACUGUCCUGGAUGUCAACGACAACACCCCCUUCUUCAUCCAAGAUCCACUGGUCAUUGAAGUGUCCAACAGGCGUUCCCAGCGGGUUUUAGCUACAAUGAAGGCAGAGGACAAGGACUUUGGAGCAAAUGGUUCUGUGUUUUACCGUUUCGCCACCCCAGUGAAAGGCUUCAGUAUCAACUCCCUAACUGGGGAGAUACAGGCCACUGAGCGACUGGCGGACCUCACCCAAGCACAAAGGACCCUGAUAGUGGAGGCCAUGGACCAAGGCAGCCCAGCUCAGUCGACACAGGGUGUUGUGAUCAUUUAUGUGAAGGAGGUGGAAUACAGCGGAAUUCGUUUCUCGAGGAAUGCUAGAGAUGUCAGCAUACAGGAGAACGCAGCAAAAGGCACCACUGUGGCUCAGGCUCAAGCUCAGUACCCGGAUGGUUCUCGUAACGGUAUCAGCUAUAGCCUCUUCAGUGGGAACAGAAAGCAAGCCUUCAGUAUCAGCACUUCGACAGGUGAAAUAAGGGUGCGGACCUCCAAUGAACUAGACUUUGAAGACACCCCAAGACUCCGUCUUGUUGUGAAGGCUGAAACUGUGUCCUCUACAUCUUACAUGGCUUUCAACUUGAUCCUGCAGGAUGUCAAUGACAACCUUCCUCGCUUCCAGCUGCAGAAUUAUGUGGCCUACAUGAAGGAAGCGCAAGGAUAUGAAAUGCCAAUCAUACAGGUUGUUGCUGAGGAUGUGGAUCAGGGCCAAAAUGGUCAGGUGACCUACUCCAUCCAGUCAUCAAGCAUGAGUGGCCUCUUCAAGAUUGAUCCUGUGACAGGAAGCAUUACCACAGCAGCCAUCAUGGACCGUGAGAUCUUUACUCAAACCAAGCUGGUAGUUACAGCAACUGACAGAGGAAGUCCACGGCUCGCAGGUUCAGCCACACUGACGGUCAUUAUUGUUGACCAGAAUGACAACAGUCCCACUAUUCCCAUGCACCAGGAAAUCCGCAUCCCAGAGAAUACUUUGAUAGGCACUGAAAUCACUCUCGUGACGGGCAACGACGUCGACUCCAGUCCUGCCCUCUCCUACUCUUUACAGCUAGACCCAACAGCACUAGGCAAGUUUGGGAUUCACCGCUAUAGUGGAGGCGUGUCACUCACUGCCCCUCUGGACUUUGAGGAGAAGACGUGGUACACCCUGACUGUCAGAGCCACUGACAGCCAGCACCAAACUGAGGCCAACAUUACAAUUUUGGUGGAAGAUAUUAAUGACAAUGCACCAGCAUUUACACAUGAUCUUUAUCAGGUUACUCUUCCUGAGCACACACCACCAGGAAGUGCAGUUAUCACAGUAACAGCGACUGACAGGGACUCCGGCGAGAACGGCAGGAUCACCUAUAAAGUGAUGUCGUCAACCAAGGAGGGUUUCUACAUUGACCCGAGCAAUGGAACUCUGUUCAUCAAUCACAGAGUUGAGUUUGACCCCGAGCGCCCAUCAGUCAGCAUCGUCAUUGAAGCUCGCGACAGAGGCCUGCCCCCGCUCUCCUCUCUUACUACAGUCCAAGUUCAAAUAUCCGACGUCAACGACAAUGCUCCUGUGUUUCACCAGUCGGAGUACAGGGCCACGGUUUCUGAAGACACGAUCCCAGGGUCGACAGUUCUCACUUUUGAAGCCUUCGACAGCGACCUCUCUCGAGAAAACUGCGGCUUCGACUUUGCCAUUGCCAGCGGGAACGAAGGAAACGCAUUCCAGAUCGAAAGCAGCGUGCGCUUCCUGGAGGGACGGGGCUUUCAGACGGUUGGGACUCUGCUGUUGGCCGAGGGAGUUGACUUUGAAACCAAGUCACUGUACAACCUCACUGUGGUAGUGUCAGACCGCGGCGUGCCACAGAGGAGCUCUAGUGUUGCUGCGGUGAUAACGAUCGGUGAUGUGAAUGAUAAUCCUCCAGCGUUCACCAGAGCAGAAUACACCGUGUCACUGAUUGAGGGUGCUACCGCUGGGACUGAGAUCAUACGACUGACUGCUACAGACCCUGACUCAACUCCUAAUGCUGAAGUCCAGUAUUCUAUCAGCUCUGGGAAUGAGGUGAACUUAUUUACCGUGGACCCGUGGAGUGGAGCCUUAAAGCUUCAGCGAGCACUCGAUCGCGAGCACCAGCCCACACAUGUUGUCAUUGUUCAAGCCACAGAUGGACAGGGUCACUUCGCCCUAGCUCCAGUCAUUGUUGAGGUCAAAGACGUGAAUGAUAACCAUCCGUUCUUCCCUGUGGAUGUCCUGAUAGCCAGUAUCAGAGAAAACCAGCCAGCCAACUCAGCGGUGACUGUUCUGCACGCAAUAGACCAUGAUACGGGGGUUUUUGGCCAGCUGAAGUAUUACAUGUUGGAGCGGUCUGGGGCAGGAAAAGAAAGCUUUGCUGUGGACCAGAACUCAGGAGAAAUCAGAAGCAAAAUUCCAUUUGACUUCGAGAAGGUCAACACCUUCAGUUUUGUCGCAGUGGCAGCGGAUUCAGGCAACCAUUCAGCCACUGUGACUGUACAAGUGUUUGUCACAGGUGAGGAUGAGUAUGACCCACUCUUCACAUCCUCUGAUUUCUCCUUUGAAGUUCCAGAGGGAGCCAAGAAAGGACAAAGCAUUGGCCAGGUCCAGGCAAGUGAUGAGGAUGAAGGGGUGGAUGGUAUUGUUCUUUAUUCUCUUACUGCCAGCUCUCCAUAUUUUGAUGUAAACAAAACCACUGGGGUGGUCUUUCUCAAGCUGGACAGUUCAGGCAGCAGUAGCAGCAGUGGGUCGGGUCGGAGUAAACGGGAAACCAGAGUUAUGACUUUAGAUGUGCAAGCUCACAGCCCUCUAGAUACAUCUCGCACUACUACAGCCGAGGUCUCCAUCGAUGUGACAAACACCAACUUUGGCCUGGCCGCUGACGUCAACAUCCUGGUUAUUAGCAUAGUUGCUGUGUCUCUUGGUUUUAUCAUAUUGCUUGUGGUCAUGGCAGUGGUUGUGUUCCUGGUCAAGUCACGCAGGAAAAAGAAAGGCCAGGAGACAGGAAACAGAACUGUUGCCUCGGGAACUGCCUUGCAAAAACUGGAUGAUUGUAGCCCUGGGCCAGGGGGAGAAAGGAUCUACCACCAGGCCUUGCCAGGCUAUGCUGGUGACCAAGGUGGUGCUGGUGGCGGCCCCUACACUAGAGGAGGGUCUUUGGAUCCUUCUCACUCCAGUGGUAGAGGAUCAGCUGAAGCAGCAGAGGAUGAUGAGAUCAGGAUGAUAAAUGAGUAUCCCCGCGUUGCAUCCAUCACCUCAUCAAUGCAAGAGCACAUCUCUGCCAGAGGACCAGACUCUGGAAUCCAGCAGGAUGCUGACCAGCUUUCUGAUAUUUCCUGUGAGCCUGCAGCUUUGGAGGGCAGCACUUGGUUCAAAGGAAAGAAGCUAGGUGGCAGCCUCAGUGGGACCUUACUCUCUGGACAGCUCCCGGUCUACAGGGAUGAGGGAGGUAGUUACCUAGGAGUAGGCCGUGGUCUCAAUAUUUCCCUCCCCAAGGAUUAUGCCUUUCCGGAGGAUGGUAAACCUUCCGUAGAUGGUUCCCUCACAGCUAUAGUUGCCAGUGACGAGGAGCUCCGUGGAAGCUAUAACUGGGAUUAUCUACUCAACUGGUGCCCUCAGUUCCAGCCUCUUGCAAAUGUCUUCACAGAGAUUGCCAGGCUGAAAGAUGAAACUGCUCAGCAAAGUCAGAACCCUCGCCAGCCCUUCCAGCCCAAGCCCAAAAUGGAUCCUAAACCUAGAAUUGACCCUCCACCUCUCAUCACAUCAGUGGCUCACCCAGGAGCCAUGUCAGUUCCUCCCAAAGUCCCUGUAAUUGGGCGGACAUUCCCCCACUUGGCUUCACUCCGCAGGUCCCCCAUCAGUCACGAGGGAUCUAUUUCAUCAGCAGCGAUGUCACCGAGCUUCUCCCCGUCUCUGUCCCCUCUGGCAGCUCGAUCGCCAGCUGUGUCUCCAUUUGGAGUCAACCAAGGGCCCUCAGCGUCCAUGAUCAGCACCAGGGAGCCCUCACUGGAACAGAGUCCCGAUCAUGAGAUGAGAAUAUAAUUGAAACAUUUGAAACAUGACAUUACUAUUUAAGGAGAAACUCUAAGACGGACAACCUGAACAAAGCAUGACUGACCAACAUUUGGAUGUUCUUUUGCAUGGAUCAAAAGAAAGCAAGCAGUGAUGGUGUCAGUUUUUUUGUCAUUCUCAAAAACAUUUGUCUUAUUCCACAACAAGAAAUCAAGGUUUCUCAAAUUCCCCGCUAGUGACAUUUGGUGGGCAAUACCCACAAAAAAUACUUAGCGUCUGUCUCCUGGUAGAAUAUUUGUACUGCCAUUGUGUCGGCAGCUUUGCAGGAAUAUGUGUGAUGGGCUCGACUGCAGCAGCCCACCCAUCCACUACAAAAUGACGCAGGUCUCCACGAACUGAUCGGGGUUAAGAGCCAAAUAGAAAAUGUGCACUUACCAUGCCCUGCAGUCAGAGAUCCCUUAGUGUGUAGAUAGAUAAAUGUGUAGUUUUCAUGUUACCUCGCUGGCUGGCCAGAGAGCUAAGGACCUCGUUCCUCUCUUUGUGUCUGUGGACUUCUGUUUUUUUACCCUCCAGUAUUAAACCCAUCUAGUGGCUACUCUGAGAAUGGUCUCUGGACACACCCGUCGGAUCACAUGGACAGACAAACGGUGUGUGUUCACAGAGACACUGAUUCAUUGAUUUGCCAAUGCAUCGCAUAGUGAAAAAACAAUUGAGAUUAUUAUUUUUCUCACCUUUCGGACAACACUCGUUUGGAUUUAACCUUUAUUUUAUAUUUUUAUAUAAAUUUAUGAUUUCAGAUCCAUUAUUUCACAUGAAGAGGUUAUUGUUUUUGAGUAUUUGAAUAUAUGUGUAUUUGUAUGUAUGUGGGCUACAUUAUGUGUACUGUGUGUGUCUCCUAGGUUUAUAGAGACUUGUGAUUGUUCAGAAUUGAGUGACAGGGAGGCGUUUGUGUUUUUAGCAUUAUUUAUAAGAAAAGAGGAAUUUCAACCACAAGCUUUGGAAACCAUCAGCAGCUCACUUUAUGCUGUGUUGAGAUUUUUUUUUUGUCAAAUUGUUGAUCAUCCUAAAUCAAACACAUAUAAACCAGAUGAAGAAAAAUCUGUGAUCAGUCUAUAUUUCCACUUUGCAGCUGUUCAGCACUGUCGUGGCAUGCACUUGCACUUGCGCCACGCCGUGACAGAAGAUUCCCUUUGUUAUUCAGGGACAACUCGGUUUGCUGUUCACCUCUGUGUCUUUCAAAGAAAGUGCUUCCUAAAAUCAGUUACAUCACUCAUUCACCUGAAUGCGUUUUACUGUGAAGUUGUUCAUCUCAGUACAAAGAAAACAACGAUGAACAGGAUGAGAUUCUCAAAUGGCCAAACCCGGAGAGAUGUAGCACACGAACCAGACAAGUGGCAACCAAAAGGCUGAAUACAUGAGCCCUAAUGAAUGUACAAGGAUUUAGCCACCAGUGCUGUUUUUUAUGUCUGUGACUUUACACAUCGAGAAUGUCAGUAGCAUGAUGAGGUGUUUUACACCAGCCCCCCCCCACCCACACCCACCGCUCAGACUCAGUUUUAGCAAUCUUAAAAUGUUGUUUUUGUUUUUCAUUCUUUAUAUAUACUCAUCAUCAAACUCAUCAUUUUAAUUGCAGUGAUUGGAUAUCCUGAUGUUUUCAAGAUUUGGUUUCUACCUCUGUUCUGUGUUCAACCGUGCAAAUCCCCAUCAUGCAAAGCUGGCACCGGUCCAGCUUAAAGUGACUCAUGUCACGAGCCCAGCUCCAGCACUACAUGCUCUUUGGCUGUCUCAGAAACAUUUCUUUGUUUGAGAACCACAGUUUGGAGUUCAGUUUGAGAUGACUGCCAGUGACUGAUCAGUGGAGCAAUGGAAGACAAAAAUAAGGAGAAGCUGUAUUUCUUUUUUUAAAGCAAAUAAUAAAUUCCUACUGAUCUCUUUUGACAAAU
This is a messenger RNA of Neolamprologus brichardi, 10677 nucleotides long. The record is from RefSeq and is a predicted model, not a curated record. Lineage: Eukaryota; Metazoa; Chordata; Actinopteri; Cichliformes; Cichlidae.